Molecule: messenger RNA, 5188 nt
Organism: Pomacea canaliculata
Lineage: Eukaryota; Metazoa; Mollusca; Gastropoda; Architaenioglossa; Ampullariidae
Product: G protein-activated inward rectifier potassium channel 3-like
Exons: 6
Coding region: 2833-4398 (521 amino acids)
Biological process (GO): regulation of monoatomic ion transmembrane transport; potassium ion import across plasma membrane
Cellular component (GO): plasma membrane
Molecular function (GO): inward rectifier potassium channel activity
Source: RefSeq, a predicted model, not a curated record
AACCUUCCAUCCGAAAUACAGAAACUGUAAGUAAAUGAAAAACCAAUUAGAAAUGUGCUUGGUUGAUAUUAUUUCUUGAUUUAAUUUAUUACACCAGUAACAUCAACAAUCGGAUUUAUUUGUAGUUUGACUUUUACAGCAUAGAAAAUAUAUUCAGCUAAAACGCCUAUGACUUUCAUUGAUAAACAUUCAAUAUCUAAUUUAACAUCUUAUGGUCGUUCUAAUUUUGCUAUCUAAAUUGGACAACAUGGAGACAGAGUGGCGCCAUCUGUAACAAAGACUGGUGUUGUCCUCACACAGCAAGGGGGAGAAAAACAUCGCAGAGCGAUUUCUUCUUUUAGGAGUCGACUAUAUAACUGACAGAAAAUUGUUGGAAGACUUUCAUUUCACGGUUAUGCUUCACAGUCAAACCAUGCGUAGCUCCCAGGACCUUAGACAAGUUAGAAGUUGGACACCAGAAGAUCGUGAGACACUGAGACCAAAGCUGAGGUUGUGGCGAUCUGGUCCCGCCCCUAGUUCAGCUUCCGGUGCCUUCACGGAAAGAAAGGACUUGUCUGUCGACGAUAUCGGCAAGGAUCCUGUGGGGCGGACGCACUCCGUGCACUUCCAAAACAUAAUUUCAUGAAGUAUAUCGGAACCAUCAAGUGCAGGUGGCUGGUGACGUUACAGCUAGAGUUUUACCUACAAACAUUUAAGAACAAAACUCAGAGCACUUAUAUAUAUAUUGCCGUCGCACAUUUUCAAAGUACAUUAAUUUCUUCAGAAAUGUUUUCCGAACAGAAAACCUUCAUUUAAAUUUGUAAGAUUAAUUUUAUGUUCCGUUCGUAUCUAAAUUUUUAUACUUGUUAUAUAGGCAAGGGUAAGAAUUAUUAUUGUUGCUGUUGGUGGUGUUGUUGUUAAAAUCUAUAGUCUUUAUAUGGGGGUAGGGAGAAUCAGUUGAAACUGAGAGUAGAAAGUAUGUAACAGGUCAACAGCAAUAUCUAUUAGCAGUCCAUGCAUUAAAAGUAGCUAUUUUAACACUACAACAAGCUAGAGACUUGACAUCAGAUGCUCAGUAGCGGCAUCCCUGACCCUUUAUGAGGUCGUAAAAGGGUCUCCUGCUUCCUUAUUAUUUUCAGAUAUCAUGAUUCAUUUUUAUCUGCACCUUACCCAUCCCCAAGGAAAGGUAGAUCACUGAAACACUGACAGUCCCCUACUUUAGUUCGCAGUAAAAUACUCAGUAAGAACAGUUUAAACAAUGGUUCAAACACUGAUACUGGGUUCACUGAGACCACUUCUAAUCCCCGUCGCUCCCUCAUCCACGAUAGUUUACUGAUUAACUCUCCACGGUGUUAAUGGAUGGACAAAGGUGACUACAGCAACUGAAGCACGGAGCUCCUCUCACGCCUAUCAAUUACGGUUAUUUUUUUUAAAAAACAAUUCCUCUUUUCCUCUUGAAACGGAUUUCUUUAAUUACAAAGAGGGACUUGCUGUAUAGAUAUUCUAGAGCUGAGGUCGAGCUCUGUAAGGUUAACAGAUGUCGUGGUGUCUAAAAAUGGUCUUUGCCGUCGGCUGUGACUUUGGUGGGAAAGGUCCUUGCCGCCAUUACACCAAGCUGUGCUGCUCCAGGGUGUGGGAAAAUAUUUGGAAAAUGGAGCCACGUGACUCAUUCUCGGUCUUCUUCACACUUGAUCUAAGGCAUGCAUGCGUGCACACACACACACAGACGCAAACAUGCACUCACUCACAGAAUCUCUUUCUUUCUCUCUCUCUCACUCACGAUUUUGCAUCCGCCAAUAGACAUUCAAAUCCCGAUUCUGAAAAAUUCACUGACGUAAGUUUCUCUUUAAAAUCUCUCAGCUCUUCGUUCUUACAACCUCUACCACCACCCAAUCACCCCGCAACACCCCUCUUCCUGUUUUUUGUUCUCCACUUUGCUGUUAUCUUCAAUCUCCGCUGGUUUCACUGUGUGCCCUUGUCGUCAGUAUAGGGAGACGUUUUACCGCUUCGGGGGCGUGUAAAUCCCUGCGCCGCCUGCUUGACUGAUUUCCAUCUAUAAACAAGGUUUACAGGACGUGACCCCAGCAGAGGUCACCAGUCCGCUAAAAGUCGUGACUCCUCGACUAAUACUGGUUUCUGAAGGCUGUUAGCGACAGCUAGUGCAUCCACCUCCUCUGUAAAGAACUAUCUACAUCCUUCACCGCCGGAAGAGAGGACUGUCACUGAAGUUUUAUUGCAGGCAGUUUUUCAGUGUGAGCUGCUAGUGAACUGAGCUCAACUUUUUGAGAAAAAGCCUCGAUUAGUAUAAAAUUCAGUGCGUUUGAUAUGUUUGAUAUAAUAGAAAUAUUUUGGUGUGUUACGGUCGUUUUGCGCUUUUUGUGUUUUGUUUUGUUUUGUUUGUUUGUUGUUGUUGGUUUUUUUUUCUUGCUUUGCGUAAUUUUAAAUGUAUUUCUUUUAGUUUUUCAGUGAUGGGGAUUUUGUAAUUUAAGUUAAAGUAAACAUUCAAAUUCGCUUGUUCUUUCCCAUCUAAAAUCAUAAAUCUUCUUUUCGAUUUAAAAAAAUAUUAAUUUUUUUUCAGAACAGAUGAUCAGAAAGUGAUAUAUCUACAUAUGGGACCUUAAAGAAAAAGUAUCUCAAAUGCUCCUAACUGUGUUUGGCGUGAUCAUCAGCUACCGACGAUGAAAGUGAAGAUGAGGUGGAAGCAUCGAUGCUGAAUUGCCAGCAAGCGUCUACUAGUCCAGUUAUGACAGUUUCCACUUCCGCCAAAAAAAAUGAAAUAAAUAAAAACCAGCAUCAACCCCAAAGGCACUAGAGCCAAGUACAUCGUCACUGGUAUCAACAAUAAGAGGAACAAUGAGAGUGCCAAUCAAACGGCGCAGACCUAAGGUGGACCGGUUGGUGUGGAACAGCAGCAAGAACGUAGCGGUGACAGGCGUACCUGACCGUGUGAGGCGCUACCUGUCCGACUUCUACACCACGCUCAUCGACAUCGAGUGGCGCUGGAACCUGCUCUUCUUCACGGUGGGCGUGGUGCUGGGGUGGCUUGGCUUCGCCUGCUUGUACUACUUCAUGAUGGUGGUGCACGGCGACCUGGAGCCGAGGAACCUCAAUAACACGAACUGGGCACCUUGCCUUGUCGGCGUCUCCACUUUCACCGGCGCCUUCCUCUUCUCCAUCGAGACCAUGUCUGCCAUAGGUUACGGGACCAGGUAUGAGACAGAGGAGUGUCCGGGGGUUUACAUCCUCGUUAUGAUACAGUUAGUGGUCGGUACGGGUGUCCAGUUCGCUCUGGCCUCGCUCGUUGUCUCCAAAAUGCGACGCGCUAAAAGUCAUUCCCAGACCAUCCUCUUCAGCAACACGGCUGUGAUAUUUUGGGAGGACGGUCACCGGAAGCUGGGAGUGCGCGUUGCGGACCUGCGCAAAGACGUCGUCAUUGGCGCACACGCAACGGCCAUGUUGAUAAAGAAGACAACAGCAAGACAAGGGCAUAAAGUACCUGUCAGAAUGUUCACGGUGAGUUUGGAGGGAGAAGGAAGUCAUCAGAACUUAUUUUUGUACUGGCCAUCUCUGCUGAUCCAUGUUGUGGAUGAAAAUUCGCCGUUCUGGAGCUUGUCACGUGACCAGCUUCUCCUAGGACAAUACGAACUUCUUGUGGUCCUCAGCGGGGUCUCGGCCACUACCAGCAAGCUAUUUCAGGCCCGGAAGUCGUACUACUCGUGGGAAAUCAUGUGGGGCCAGAAGUUCCAUCGUCUGGAGGUCAGGCACAACGAUUCCAAGACCGAUGGUUACGUGGUCGACUUCACGCACUUUCACGACAUGACACCUACCUGCAUGCCAUCCUGCAGUGCCCAGGAGUUGCAGAACCGCGAGCUGUUUGGUGCUCCCGAUCUGGAGGAUGAAGACGUCGACAGCAAAGACAACGACGACGGAGAUGACGGCGGAGACGAGGGCGGAGACGACGACAACGACGACGUCUUUAUGCCUGCAGAGACUUGCGAAGACGACGUAGGCCCCGCGUCGACAUCACCUCUGUCAGCAGCGAACCUGUUGUGGGCGAUGGAAAAGGAAGAAGAGAAAGACAGCCCCACCGUGUCUAAAAGGGCGGAGUACUUGCCCCGCCGUUCGCCAUGGAAGCACGGCAAGUUCCAGCGACCGCUGUCUUUCGGCGACGCUCUAAACCUGUACCGCCACCGUCGGAGUGUGACAGACACGUACCUGGGGACGGACAUAAGUGACGAGGACAGCGACGACAGCGAGGAGAACGAAGCUCUCAUGUCCAUCGUGUCACAGCAAAGCCGCCAGGAGGUCAAGCCAGACGUGCGAGACAUUUUGUGGGCCCCGCCCCGCCGAACAUCCUUCACCAUGGAGCUCAUGUUCGGACCAGAGAGCUCUGAAUCGGAUGACGAAGCCCAGGCUUAAUCACGUGGUCAUCGUCUAGCUGUAUGACACCAAGGAGACGUAAAUGUAAACAGUUGAGAAACCUUUGAGAAACACUGUGUUGCAGAUGACUCUACUUUAGACAAGACCGUCUGCCGCCAAGUGGGGAGUUGGGAAUGAGAGAUGAAGUGACCCUACCCAUCUCCCACUCCUCCUUGUGGAUCCAGAAAGCGCUCUCGUGGUGUUCAGUCUAUGAGUGUCUUAAUUUACAGGUGCUAAGUAGAUAAUGUUCGUAGACGAUAGCUAUUUCUCUCUGAAGAUGUAUGUGAUUUGAUCAUGGACAGCAGAUGUCUAUAGUUGAAGUCCCGAUGACUUGACUGCUGUAGCAUCCUAACAAUUGUUUCGUUACAAACAGAGUUGUACUGAUCUUAAUUAAUCCAAAAACAAUCAUUUUAGGUUUGUGUUUCAGAUCCCACCGCUUUUCUGAAUUGUAUUGUGGUUCGACGAUGGUGUGGUUGUGGUGUGGUAUAUGAUAGUCGAGGGUAUGUCUAUGUGUUUUUCUGCAUGUAACGGAAGAUGGGAAAGAGAAGUAAAAAGAGAGAAUCUUUAUUUGUGGCAUAUAUCGUUAUUAGAAAACGCCUUUUGUGCUUUCAUUUUAGUAAUUACUCGGUGCCUUUAAAGUGACCUUUUGCUUACAGAGAUUACACAAAUAAUGUACUUUAUAAUGAAGGAAAAUUAACUUUUAUAAUUGUACUUUUGUAUGUGCAUUUGUGUACUUAACAUUACCAAUACUGAAUUUUAUUGUUUUGCCAUAAACCUGUUACUUUUCUUC